This is a messenger RNA of Phycomyces blakesleeanus NRRL 1555(-), 351 nucleotides long. RefSeq lists its product as hypothetical. NCBI's taxonomy places the organism in Eukaryota, Fungi, Mucoromycota, Mucoromycetes, Mucorales, Phycomycetaceae. Bases 1 to 351 code for a protein of 116 amino acids. The transcript has 2 exons. The record is from RefSeq and is a predicted model, not a curated record.
AUGAUAAAAAGCUUGAAGAAACUUGGCGUCCUUCCCCAGUCAGAGAAAGAUGUCAAAGUUGAUAUGAUUUUGUGCUUCUUUUCCGACAAAAAGAACGUGUUUACUUGCGAGGACAAGCUACCUAAUCCUUCAAACACCUAUAUUGAACAUCUUGAGGCAAUUAGUACUCAGUUUAUUUGCAGAGAGCUUAUUGUACUAGGUGCCAGGGAUGAGAAUAGUGUUGAAUCUCUAAGAUCACCUUGGUCUGAAGAGGCUGUGCUGAGGAAUUACUCCCCAGGCGAGAGUAACACUGAUGAUGAAGAUGACAAAGAUAUCCAGCCAAGCCAGAAGGAAGAAAAGAAGCUUGAGUAA